Molecule: messenger RNA, 1652 nt
Organism: Drosophila ananassae
Lineage: Eukaryota; Metazoa; Arthropoda; Insecta; Diptera; Drosophilidae
Exons: 1
Coding region: 298-1530 (410 amino acids)
Source: RefSeq, a predicted model, not a curated record
UUGUUAAAUACUUUCCCCCACUUCGGACAAGUUCAAGUGCGAGAAUUCGGCCUUGGCACGCCAAAGUGUGCCAAAAAAAUAAUUUAAAUCAGCUCAUAGAACUUUAGAAAGAGCCGCACCCAAUUGGAAAAUGUCUCAAGAUCACACAAGCUCAGCGAAAAUUUUGGCGAAUUAAAAUCGAAAAGAAACUGUCAGGCACGAACAUCUACAAUUUCACCUGGUCAGCGUUAUAAAAUCGGCUGAGCACCAUCAGAGCCCAACCACAAAUCAGUCGGAGUUGGAGCACCCACCACCAAGAUGCCGGAAAAUAGCAGGUUUUACCUUUGGACAGUGGCACUAAUACUGGUAUGGCUGGCCAUCGUUCAGCUCCACAUUGCAAGUGCUGAGCCCACUAACUCCACGGUCAUGACUACCGGAUCCCCCAACGCUGUGGACACUACUUCAUCUCCCCGGAAAGUUAAUCCUCUAACGGAAGCGAAGCACGAACGGAAUUGCAAGGCACUCUGCGAGCACUGUGGCUGCUUGGGAUUCUAUUGCGGCGAGGAGUGCCUCUGCGAGUGCAACGAUGACAACUCAGACACCGAGUGCAUCCGCACCAUGCAGGUUAACGCCAAGCUGAUGAACAGCCCGUUCGACAUCCUCAUCCAGGGGCCGAGUAGCAAUCGAUUCGUCCGCAAUGCUCAGCAGUUCGAGCAGAAGCACGAGGUGGUGGCCAGGAGUGCCUCCUCAACCAGUCAGCUACCCCGAAACCGGCGCUCCAACAUCACUAUUUACAAGCCGGCCAAAAAGGGUUCUAGCCAGUCGACUCCUAACGCUCUGGAGGCGGUGUCCAAGGCUUCGGAGGUGGAUCGUGCCAGAAACAAACGGUCCGUGGAACACUUGGAAUGGUUCAACGACUUUGCCGGCUCUUUGGUGCGUCCGUCACCCUUGGGAACUCGGGCUCAAAGGCAAUCUAAGCCUGCUGGAUUUAAGCGCCAGACUGCAGUUGAGGAGCCGACUCCCCUGUUACGUAGGGAGCCAUGGUUUCUGGAGCAGAGUGUUCCUCGCUUGAUCCGUCCCGCUCCGCUGAACAAGAAACAGAGUUCCCCGAAGACCAGGAAGAGUUCCUCCUCCCGCAGGAUAAGCAAGAGUCAGAUUUCCAAGCAACAGACGAAGCCAGAGCCAGAACGUGAGAUCCGGCCCCUCCGCGAUGCCCUGCAGGUUGUGGAGCGUAUUCCCAGAGUUCUCCAGGACACAGUCAACCACCUCUCCGCCGAUGCUCCUGGUGGAGAUAUCUUCAGCCUCAACAUAAUGAACGAGGCUCUGCCGAAAGAGUCCGACGAUGAAGAGCGAGCUCCAAGGAGGCCUAAGACCAGCUCCCGGGACUCUCGACGAAACGAGAUAGUUCCGGAAGCAGUCACCCUGGCUGCUCCAGCAGCUCUAGCUCCGGUUCAAGGAGCUCUGGCUCCCUUUUCUGUCCAACCAGGCGGCCUGUUUCCGUGGCUGCGCCAACAGCGUCUGAGGCGACUGCAGGCCCGUCAAAAUAUUUAGAGGUGAUUCUCCCCAAUUUAUAUUUUAUCCAUUUUAUGCUACUUUUUGUUGUGUAUUUUUAAGUCAUGUUUGGGAUAUAAAUUAAUAAACUUUUAAACUCUUCAAAUAUUUAAAAAAUUAAA